AUGUACAAGUUGCUUCAGAGACGCGAGAGGGUUCAAUUUUCAGAGAGAAAUCUUCGUCUUCGUCUUCUUCUUCUUCCUUCUUCUUAUUAUUAUUCCGUACUGGUCCUCUUCCCCGUUUCAAUGUCUUAUGAUGAGAUGCUUGCUGCUGCCAAGAAAGCUGUCUCUCUCGCUGCUCGUCUCAGCAACGAUGUGAGGAGAUCUCUGUUGGUAUCUGACGUCUGGACCAAAUCGGAUGAUAGUCCUGUUACAGUUGCUGAUUAUGGCUCGCAGGCGGUGGUUAGCCUUGUACUGGAAAGGGAGCUCCAGAACGAACCUGUGUCAUUAGUGGCUGAAGAGGAUGCUGGUGAGCUAAGGAAAGUUGCUGCUGAGACAGUUUUGGCACGUAUUACAGAGCUUGUGAAAGAUACUCUCGCUACUGAUGAAUCAUAUGCUGACUCUCCUUUGUCUUCGGAUGAUGUGCUUAACGCCAUUGACUCUGGCAAAUCAGAAGGAGGUCCUAAAGGUCGCCAUUGGAUAUUGGAUCCUAUAGGUGGUACCAGAGGAUUUAUAAGAGGAGAACAGUAUGCAAUAGGAUUAGCGUUGCUUGUGGACGGCAAAGUAGUACUUGGUGUGAUGGCUUGUCCUAAGCUUCCUUUGGCCUCCACUGCUGCUAGUAACACACACAAGUCUUCAUCACCUGAGAAAAUGGGUUGCCUUUUCUUUGGAGCCGUUGGCACUGGGACUUAUGUCCAGUCACUCCAUCUUGUUGACUCUCCUCCUGUGAAGGUGGAGGUGAGCAGCAUUGAUGAUCCCGCGAAAGCGAGUUUCUUUGAGUCAUACCACACACCUGUCCCCAUCCAUAACACCAUUGCUAAGAAACUGGGGAUAAAGGAAUCUCCAAUCAAGAUCAACAGUCAGACAAAGUAUGCAGCUUUAUCCAGAGGAGAUGGAGAGGUGUACUUGAGGUUUACACGCAAAGCAAGACCCGAGUCAAUAUGGAAUCACGCCGCCGGAUCAAUCCUAGUUUCAGAAGCGGGAGGAAAAGUGACAGAUGCAGCAGGGAAUCCAUUGGACUUUUCAAAAGGGAAGUAUCUUGAUUACAAGAGAGGGAUUGUGGUCACGACGCAGAAACUGUUGCCAAGGCUUUUGAAAGCGGUGAGAGAAUCCAUUAAAGAAGAAGAAGAGGAAGAAGAAAAAGCUUCUGUUCUGAAACUUCCUUUUCAAAUGUCUUAUGAGAAGGAGCUAGCCGCUGCAAAGAAAGCAGUCUCUCUAGCUGCUCGUCUCAGUCAGGAAGUGCAGAAGACUCUGUUGCAAUCCCAAGUAUGGAAAAAAUCUGAUAGAUCUCCGGUUACUGCAGCUGAUUACGGGUCACAAGCUCUAGUUAGUCUUGUGUUGGAGAGGGAGCUCCAACCUGAAAAGCUGUCAUUAGUAGCUGAAGAGGAAACUGGAGAUCUGCGGAAGAAAGGAAGCGAGGUGUUUCUAGAAAGUAUAACGAAGCUUGUGAAAGAUGCUCUAGCCUCUGAGGAAUCUUACGCGUCUUCUCCUCUAUCCACAGACGAUGUGUUGAACGCUAUAGACUGCGGUAAAUCAGAAGGCGGUUGCAGCGGUUCCCACUGGGUUCUUGACCCUAUAGAUGGAACCAGAGGGUUUGUAAGAGGAGAGCAAUACGCGGUGGGAUUAGCGUUGCUUGUGGAAGGCAAAGUGGUGCUCGGGGUCAUGGCUUGCCCGAAUCUUCCGUUGGAUUCUACGGUUUGUGAGACGGAUAAGUCUUCCCCGGAACAUGUUGGCUGUCUUUUCUUUGCUACAACGGGUUUAGGGACUUACGUGCAACCGCUCAAAGGCAACUCUCCGCCACAGAAGGUGCGAGUGAGUAGCAAUGAGAAUCUUGAAGAAGCCAAGUUCCUAGAAUCAUACCAUAAACCAAUUCCAAUCCAUGGUUCCAUUGCCAAGAAACUCGGGAUCAAAGCAUUACCUGUAAGGAUCGAUAGCCAAGCAAAGUAUGCAGCUUUGUCACGUGGAGACGCAGAGAUAUACUUGCGUUUUACCCUCCGUGGACACCGUGAGAGCAUAUGGGACCAUGCCGCUGGUUCAAUCAUCACCACAGAAGCUGGAGGCGUAGUUUGCGAUGCUGCAGGGAAACCUCUUGACUUCUCAAAAGGAAAGUAUCUUGCUCACAAAACGGGAAUUAUAGUUACCACCAAGAAACUCAAGCCAUGGAUUUUGAAAGCAGUCAGAGAAUCCAUGGAAGAGGAGAAUCUUCAUUUAUGA
Molecule: messenger RNA, 2247 nt
Organism: Thlaspi arvense
Lineage: Eukaryota; Viridiplantae; Streptophyta; Magnoliopsida; Brassicales; Brassicaceae
Source: the annotation of a GenBank genome assembly